AUGAUUAUAGCGAAAUGUAUCGCCAACUUGUUGAGUGCAGUUUGCCAGUUGCCGACUGCCGAGUUGCCGCCUGUGAGGUGUCAAAUACAGUCGUGGACUAUGGUACGGGAGUUCAUCGUCCGUUCAGAGUUGAAAAUAAUCUCAAAUUCUCGUCGCAAUAUGUAUCAGAGGUUUAUUGACGAUCCUUCUGCCGGUCCAUCGUCUACAGUAGCUAUGACCUCGGGCGAAUUAGAACCAUCAUCUCUGAAGUCGACCACAUCCAAAUCUUCGUGUGAAAAGACAUCGGCGCAUAACUUUUUGCAUGCGAAAAAAACGUCUGGCCGUAAAUAUACAGUUUCUAUCGUUCUCAUAUGUAUUUGGCUCUUUUGUACCAUAGUUCUUAUGGCAAAACAAGAAAGAAAAGUAGAUGAUGUCCAUCAAGUAACAUUAGCUCCAAAUGAAACUAAAACUCAGAUAAUAUACAAAAACCAUAUGCCUAACACAAAUAAAAUACAAUUGAUAUUGGCUGGAGCAUUUAUGCCUGAUUAUUAUAGUACUUUGGCAACACAUUUUUUUAACAUUUGGAUAGAGUUUGAUCCGACUGAAGAAUAUGAUAUGCCCUCAAAGUUAGGAUUGAAGUAUGAAGACAUGCAUCAAAGGAAUAUAACUCAAAUAUGGUCCAUACCAAUUGUGAGUGAAUCACUUGUUGAAGUUGUUCCUGAAAUGCAUCAUAAUAAAAUUUUUAAAUUGUUUUCAAAUGUUACUCUCCGUGGCGAUACUAGACUUUGUAUGAACACUACAUUGAGCACUAAUUUUCCUAUUUCGUUCACUUAUGAUUUGUUUCCAAUCAACACAGAAUAUGGUAUAAUUUACGCUGCUCUUGUAUUGAUUGGACUUUAUGUACUAAUUAUAACUGAGGUUAUACACAAAUCGAUUGCAGCAAUAUUAGCAGCCACUACGUCCAUUUCCAUACUAGCACUUUUAGAUGAGAGACCAACAAAAGAUGAACUGUCCUCUUGGGUGGAUAUCGAAACAUUGCUUCUCCUUUUCUGUAUGAUGGUUAUUGUUGGUAUUUUAUCCGAAACGGGAAUUUUUGACUACUUGGCAAUCGUGGCAUACAAAGAAACUAAAGGUAAAAUUUGGCCAUUAAUCAAUACAUUGUGCUUCUUUACUGCUAUUGUAUCUUCUAUAUUGGAUAAUGUUACGACCGUUCUUCUAAUGACACCUAUAACUAUAAGGUUAUGUGAAGUAAUGCAAAUGAAUCCAGUACCCACACUUAUGUGUAUAAUAUUUUAUGCAAACUUAGGAGGGGCUUUAACAUUAAUUGGCGAUCCACCAAAUGUGAUAAUUGGAACGAAUAAAGAUGUUAUUGCAAGUGGAAUCGAUUUUACAACGUUUUCAUUACAUAUGGGUGGUGGUUUGGUUUUCAUAUUUAUAGCUGUAAAUCUACAUUUAAGGUUUAUUUACCGUAAUAUGCAAGAUUUAAAAUUUACUGAACCAUCUAAUGUUACAGAAUUAAGACAAGAAUUGGCAAUUUGGCAAAAAGCGGCAUCUUCUUUGUCUUCAUACUCAAAAGAAGAAGGGGUUGUAAGAGAUAAACUUCUAAGGAAAUGUAAAACUAUAUUUUCAAAACUUAAAGAUACUCUUAAAGGUUUCAAGGUUGAUGUCUUACCUACAGAAAGACUCCAAUCCUAUGAUGAAUCCAUCAAGGAUUUUUUGAAUAAGGAUAGUCCUUUAGAUAAAAGUCUUUUAUGGAAAUGUGCUAUUACAUUAGGAUUUGUUAUUACUCUAUUCUGCCUGCAUUCAUUCCCUCAACUAAAUCUUAGUCUUGGGUGGAUUGCUUUACUUGGAACAUUACUCUUACUUAUACUUGCUGAUCAUGUUGAUAUCGAAUGCGUAUUGGGCCGAAUUGAAUGGGCCACAUUGUCAUUCUUUGCUGCACUGUUUAUAUUAAUUGGAGCACUAUCUGAGCUGGGUUUGAUUGAAUGGGUAGGUAAACAGACAGAAGUGAUAAUUAUGUCUGUGGCGAAAGAGUACCGAUUGUCCGUUGCUAUAAUUUUAAUUCUAUGGGUUUCUACCAUUGUCUCCUCAUUUGUUGACAAUAUUCCACUGACUACUAUGAUGAUAAAGGUGAUAACAUCGUUGUCUCAAAACCCUGAGCUGGAAUUACCAUUACCGCCUUUGGUAUAUGCAUUAGCAUUUGGUGGUUGUCUUGGUGGUAAUGGAACACUGAUAGCUGCUUCAUGUAAUAUGGUAUGUGCUGGAGUAGCUGAGCAACAUGGAUACCGAAUGUCCUUUGUGCAGUUCUUCAAAGUUGGAUACCCAGUGAUGUUAGGUAGCGUAGUUAUUGCUACUGUGUAUUUACUUGUUACUCACGUGACAUUUGGAUGGAAUACAUGA
Molecule: messenger RNA, 2379 nt
Organism: Macrosiphum euphorbiae (potato aphid)
Lineage: Eukaryota; Metazoa; Arthropoda; Insecta; Hemiptera; Aphididae
Source: the annotation of a GenBank genome assembly